Molecule: messenger RNA, 713 nt
Organism: Ceraceosorus bombacis
Lineage: Eukaryota; Fungi; Basidiomycota; Exobasidiomycetes; Ceraceosorales; Ceraceosoraceae
Source: the annotation of a GenBank genome assembly
AUGUUGCCACUUAACACCCGUUGGACAAAGCCUCAAGACCUUGAUGGCUAUAACAUGACUCUGAUGCCAGAAGCGCUCAUUGAUCCAUUUGGCAGUGAUGCAUUGGUCACGCUGAGCAGCUAUGCGCCAAACAUACGCGAUGCAAAGAAGUACAAAGACUGGGUUUAUGUUGCAUCACCGGUUCAAUACUGCAAAAUAGAGCUGGAGCUCAAGUUGCCGCUCUUGGACCAUCUCUCUGGUAAAUACGCUCUAGAUGCAUCAAAGCAUGCCACAGCACUGAUCAAUGGAAAGCAGUCAAUCCAUCUUUCUCAGCUUGUUGAAGCGCUGGUCUGCAUUGGAUGCACUGCUGUGCGCGUCCAGGCAUAUGGCAUGAAGAGCUCUCUCAAGUGCGUGGAAACCAAGUGGUUUGGAGAUGCAGAUCAUGACCUUGCAGGAGACAACACUUGGGACUUGGGUGUCAUGUACCGCACACGCACCAUACCGCUGUUCAAGCCUGCAGCAUCAUGCGCAACUGGAAUGCAGGUUGAUCCGAUGCUGCUUGCGCUUGGGCGCGGCUAUGGCUCUGUUGACGCACAGCUGCAGUACGAGGAGCAGGACUACCGUGUCAAAGUUUAUCCGCGCCUUGUGCAUCGCCUCAAGGCCCUUGCAGGGAAGCACCCACGGUGGCCACCAAGCUCUGUGCGGAUGAGCAAGGCUCAGCUUUCAUCACUUGA